Molecule: messenger RNA, 1752 nt
Organism: Spodoptera exigua (beet armyworm)
Lineage: Eukaryota; Metazoa; Arthropoda; Insecta; Lepidoptera; Noctuidae
Source: the annotation of a GenBank genome assembly
CAAAGUCACAAUUGAUUUUGACAUUUCAGUUUCGGUAACAUCACCGGGAUUCGGGAUCUCGUGCCGGAGGCCGGAGGUGUGCGCGUUUCGGAAUAUAUUUUUUAUUUAUUUCCUUCUUUAAGAAGAACCUUAAUCGGGUUGCGACCCACAUACUCAAAAUGGCACAAUAUUAUACUGAAAUUGAUGGCAGUAUGCUAGAAGGGGGUGGUCAAAUACUUCGUACGUCUAUAUCAUUGAGUGCCAUUAUGGGAAUACCAGUGAAAGUGGUGAAAAUACGAGCAAAUCGCAGUAAGCCGGGCUUGGCGGCGCAGCAUCUAGUUGGUCUCAGGUUAGUAGCCGAUAUGUGUGAAGGAGAGCUCAUCGGCGGUAAUAUCGGCUCUACUGAGAUCAAGUUUAAUCCUGGCAAAGUGAUCAAGGGCGGGCACUACGUAGCUGACACGCGCACCGCCGGAUCGGUGAGUCUUCUAAUGCAGGUAGCUCUACCUUGCGCAUUCAUGGCUGACGGGCCAGUAACCCUGGACCUAAAGGGCGGCACUAACGCAGACAUGGCGCCACAGAUCGAGUACAUGACGGAAGUGUUUAGAAACGCCAUGAAGCUAUUUGGAGCGCCGUUCGAUCUGAAAAUCCAUAGACGCGGAUAUUUUCCGAAAGGAGGGGGUAUUGUGACGGUGGAAGUGAACCCGGUGGCCAAGUUCAAGCCCGUCCAAAUCACGGAGAGGGGAUACAUCACGUCGAUCUUUGGAUGGAGCUUUGUAGCUGGCACUCUGCCUUUGAGGUUGGCGACUCAGAUGAGUGAUGGUGUGAAGGAGAAGAUAUGCAGCGUGUUCCCGCGCACGCAGAUCACAGCCCUCAAGGAGGACGCCAACGUCGCGCCGCAUAACUGCAGCGGGAUCAUGGUGAUCUGUGAGACGUCGUCGGGGUGUCGGUUGGCGGCGGACGGUCUCGGCAAGCGCGGCGUGGACCCGCUCGACCUCGGCCGCACCGUCGGACUACAGCUCGCUGAGACCGUCCUCAGCGGCGUCUGUCUCGACUCAUACCUUCAGGACCAAGUAAUACUUUACAUGGCGCUGGCUGACGGCAGGUCCGCUGUACGAGUGGGGGAGAUCACCAUGCACACCAAAACUGUCAUCUACAUCGUCGAGUCUCUGCUCAAGAUAAACUUCGAAGUGACUCAAGAGGAAAAAAUGAAUUUGAUUCAAUGUGACGGGAUCGGAAUUACCAACAAGAACUUACCUCAAGCUGCAUCGCGUUAAACGGAAGACCGAAACGAGACCUAAAACUACAAACGACGUAUUUGCUAGCCCCAACAUAUAUGUACCUAGUGUAGUCUAAAAGAAAUAAUGAUUAAUGUUACUUUGUUAAUUUAUACAUAACGGUCUUAUUCAUAUAAAAUAUUUAUUCAUAUGUCAAUCCUUUGUGGAUUCACCCGCUGCUCAGCUCUGAUUGGUCGUAGCGUGAAGUUUUGUAUAAGGUAGCAUUUCUUGAAAAAUAAAGUAUUUAACUCAUAAAAUAAUAAUGCUAUUCGAACCAGUAGUUAUGGAGAUAAGCGCGCUCAAACAGCGUAUAAUAUAAGUACAGAUGUCAAGAAAAAAAUAUAUAAUAUAGAUCAAAACUAGGGUUUUUAUUCCGUGUGCAUAUAGAAAUAUAAUCCACAAAUUGUUGUCCCGUGUCCAGUUCCGGAACAAAAAUUUGUGAAUCACAAAAAAUCAAUGAGAGAAUCAAUCCUGCGACACUUUGUACAUUAUUCGGUUG